Trichechus manatus latirostris (Florida manatee) is the source of this 7745-nucleotide messenger RNA. RefSeq names its product chondroitin sulfate proteoglycan 4 (gene CSPG4). The record is from RefSeq and is a predicted model, not a curated record. Lineage: Eukaryota; Metazoa; Chordata; Mammalia; Sirenia; Trichechidae. Bases 37 to 6876 code for a protein of 2279 amino acids. Gene Ontology annotation, biological process: anatomical structure morphogenesis. The transcript has 9 exons.
UUCUUCGGUGAGAACCACCUGGAGGUGCCUGUGGCUAUGGCCCUGACCGACAUAGACCUACAGCUACAGUUCUCCACAUCCCAGCCCGAAGCCCUACUGCUCCUGGCAGCAGGCCCAGCUGACCACCUCCUGCUGCAGCUCUACUCUGGACUCCUGCAGGUCAGACUUGUCCUGGGCCAGGAGGAGAUGAGGCUGCAGACCCCAGCAGAGACACUGCUAAGUGACUCCGUCUUCCACACUGUGGUGCUAACUGUGACAGACAGCUGGGCCACAUUGUCAGUUGAUGGGCUCCUGAACACCUCAGCUCCAGUCCCAGGAGGCCCUCUGGAAGUCCCUUAUGGGCUCUUCGUGGGUGGCGCUGGGAGCCUUGGCCUGCCCUACCUGAAGGGAACCAGUCGCCCUCUGAGAGGUUGCCUCCAUGCAGCCACCCUCAAUGGCCGAAGCCUCCUCCGCCCAUUGACCCCAGACGUGCACGAGGGCUGUGCUGAAGAGUUUUCUGCCGGCGACGACGUGGCCCUGGGCUUCUCUGGGCCCCACUCUCUGGCUGCCUUCCCUGCCUGGGGCACUCGGGAUGAAGGCACCCUGGAGUUUACACUCACCACGAGGAGCCAGCAGGCGCCCCUGGCCUUCCAGGCAGGGGGCCGGCGUGGGGACUUCAUCUAUGUUGAUGUAUUUGAGGGCCACCUGCGGGCCAUGGUAGAGAAGGGCCAGGGCACUGUACUGCUCCACAACAGCAUGCCUGUGGCCGACGGGCAGCCCCACGAGGUCAGUGUCCACAUUGAUGUUCACCGGCUGGAAAUCUCCGUGGACCAGUACCCCACCCGCACUUCCAAUCGAGGGGUCCUCAGCUACCUGGAGCCAAAAGGCAGUCUCCUCCUCGGGGGCCUGGAUGCAGAGGCUUCUCGCCACCUCCAGGAGCACCGCCUGGGUCUGGCCCCUGGGGCUGCCAACGCGUCCCUGCUGGGCUGCAUGGAGGACCUCAGCGUCAAUGGCCAGAGGCGGGGGCUCCGGGAUGCCUUGCUGACUCGCAACAUGGCAGCCGGCUGCAGACUGGAGGAAGAGGAGUAUGAGGAAGAUGCCUAUGGCCCAUAUGAAGUCUUCUCCACCCUGGCACCUGAGCCUUGGCUCUCCAUGGAUCUGCCUGAACCCUGUGUGCCUGAGCUGGGGCUGCCUCCCAUCUUUGCCAAUUUCACCCAACUGCUGACCAUCAGCCCCCUGGUGGUGGCUGAAGGUGGCACAGCCUGGCUUGAGUGGCGGCACGUGCAGCCCACCCUAGACCUGAGCAAGGCAGAGCUACGCAAAUCUCAGGUGCUAUUGACCGUGAGCCGUGGGGCACGCCAUGGUGAGCUAGAGCUGGACAUCCCAGGUGCCCAGGUGCGGAAAAUGUUCACCCUGCUAGAUGUGGUGAACCGCAAGGCCCGCUUCGUCCAUGACGGCUCUGAGGACACCUCCGAUCAGCUGGUGCUGGAGGUGUCCGUGACGGCUCGGGGGCCAGUGCCCUCCUGCCUGCGGAGGGGACAGACCUACAUCCUGCCCAUUCAGGUCAAUCCUGUCAAUGACCCGCCCCGCAUCGUCUUCCCACACGGCAGCCUCAUGGUGAUCCUGGAGCACACGCAGAAGCCACUGGGACCUGAGGUUUUCCAGGCCUAUGACCCAGACUCAGCCUGUGAGGGCCUUACCUUCCAGCUUCUCGGCAACCCUGUGGGCCUCCCUGUGGAGCGCCGAGACCAGCCUAGGCAACCAGUGGUCGAGUUCUCCUGCCGGGAGCUGGAGGCGGGAAGCCUUGUCUAUAUCCACCGUGGUGGCCCCGCACAGGACCUUAUAUUCCGGGUCAGUGACGGGCUACAGGCUAGCUCCCCGGCCACCCUGAAGGUGGUGGCUGUCCGGCCAGCCAUCCAGAUCCGCCACAACACAGGGCUCCGCCUGGCACAGGGCUCCACUGCACCUAUCUUGCCCACCAACCUGUCGGUGGAGACCAAUGCGGUGGGGCAGGAUGUCAGCGUGCUGUUCCGGGUCAUGGGGGCCCUGCAGUUUGGGGAACUACAGAAGCAGGGGGCAGGUGGGGUGGAGGGUGCAGAGUGGCGGGCCACACAGGCCUUCCACCAGCGCGACGUGGAUCAGGGCCGCGUGAGGUACUUGAGCACUGACCCGGAGCACCACGCCGAGGACACCGUGGAGAGCCUGGCCCUAGAGGUGCAGGUAGGUCAGGAGACCCUGAGCAACUUCUCCUUUCCAGUAACCAUCCAGAGAGCCACAGUGUGGCUGCUGCAGCUGGAGCCCCUGCAUGCUCAGAACACCCAGCAGGAGGCCCUCACCACGGCCCACCUAGAGGCCACCGUAGAAGGGGCAGGCCCAAGCCCCAUCUCCUUCCACUAUGAAGUGGUUCAGGCCCCCAGGAAGGGGAAUCUUCGACUACAAGGCACGCGGCUGUCAGAUGGUCAGGGCUUCACCCAGGAUGACUUGCAGGCUGGGCGGGUGACCUAUGGGGCCACGACACGGGCCUCGGAGGCAGUCGAGGACAACUUCCGCUUCCGUGUCACAGCUCCAUCACACUUCUCCCCCCUCUACACCUUCCCCAUCUACAUCGGAGGUGACCCCGACGCCCCUGUUCUUACCAACAUCCUCCUCUCAGUGCCCGAGGGUGGAGAGGGUGUCAUCUCUGCUAACCACCUCUUCGUCAAGAGUCUCAACAGUGCCAGCUACCUCUAUGAGAUCAUGGAGCGACCCCGCCAUGGGAGGUUGGUAUGGCGGGACACACAAGACAAGUCCACCAUGGUGAUGUCCUUCACCAAUGAAGAUCUGCUCCAUGGCCGACUGGUCUACCAGCAUGACGACUCCGAGACCACGGAAGAUGACAUUCCAUUUGUGGCUACCCGUCAGGGCGAGGGCAGUGGUGGCAAUGCCUGGGAGGAGGUCCGGGGCGUCUUUCGUGUGGCCAUCCAACCCAUAAAUGAUCACGCCCCAGUGCAGACCAUCAGCCGCAUCUUCCAUGUGGCCCGGGGUGGGCAGCGGCUACUGACUACAGACGACGUGGCCUUCAGUGACUCUGACUCAGGUUUUACUGAUGCUCAGCUAGUGCUGACCCGCAAGGACCUCCUCUUCGGCAGUAUUGUAGCUGUGGAUGAGCCCACACGGCCCAUCUACCGCUUCACCCAAGAAGACCUCAGGAAAAGGCGGGUCCUAUUCGUGCACUCAGGGGCUGACCGUGGCUGGAUCCAGCUGCAGGUGUCUGACGGGCAGCACCAGGCCACUGCCCUGCUCGAGGUGCAGGCUUCAGAGCCUUACCUCCGUGUGGCCAAUGGCUCCAGCCUCGUGGUCCCUCAGGGGGGCCAGGGCACCAUUGACACAGCCGUGCUCCACCUGGACACCAACCUAGACAUCCGCAGUGGGGAUGAAGUCCGCUACCAUGUCACAUCUGGCCCACGCUGGGGGCAACUGCUCCGGGCUGGCCAGCCAGCCAUGGCCUUCUCCCAGCAGGACCUGCUGGAUGGGGCCAUCCUCUACAGCCACAAUGGCAGUCUCAGCCCCCGUGACACCCUGGCCUUCUCCGUGGAGGCAGGGCCUGUGCACACGGAUGCCACCCUACAAGUGACCAUUGCUCUAGAGGGGCCAUUGCCCCCACUACACCUGGUCCAGCACAAGAAGAUCUACGUCUUCCAGGGAGAAGCAGCUGAGAUCGGAAGGGACCAACUGGAGGCAGCCCAGGAGGCAGUGCCGCCCGCAGACAUUGUGUUCUCAGUGAAGACCCCGCCCAGUGCUGGCUACCUGGUGAUGGUGUCCCACAGCGCCUCCGCAGGAAAGCCACCCAACCUGGACCCCGUGCAGAGCUUCUCACAGGAGGCAGUGGAUGCAGGCCAGGUCCUCUACCUGCACUCCCGCCCUGAGGCCUGGAGUGAUGCCUUCUCGCUGGACGUGACCUCAGGCCUUGGCGCUCCCCUUGAGGGCAUCCGCGUGGAGCUGGAGGUGCUGCCCGCUGCCAUCCCCCUGGAGGCACAGAACUUCAGUGUCCCCGAGGGCGGCAUCCGCACCCUGGCCCCUCCACUGCUUCGCGUCACUGGAUCCUACUUCCCCAGGCUGCCGGGCCUCAACCUGCAGGUGCUGGAGCCACCGCAGCACGGGGCCCUGCAGAGAGAGGAAGGACCUCAAGACAGGACCCUCCGUGCCUUCUCCUGGAGAGAGGUGGAACAGCAGCUGAUCCGCUAUGUGCAUGAUGGGAGCGAGACACUGACAGACACCUUCGUCCUGGUGGCCAACGCUUCAGAGAUGAACCGCCAGAGCCAUCCUGUGGCCUUUACUGUCACUGUCCUGCCUGUCAAUGACCAACCCCCCAUCCUCACCACAAACACAGGCCUGCAGAUAUGGGAGGGGGCCACUGCGCCCAUCACUUCGGAGGCCCUUAGGGGCACAGACAGAGACUCAGAGCCCGAGGACCUGGUGUACACCAUCGAGCAGCCCAGCAAUGGACAGGUUGUGCUGCGGACAGCACCGGACACUGAGGUCCGCAGCUUCACACAGGCCCAGCUGGAUGGUGGGCUCGUGCUGUUCGCACACAGAGGAGCCCUGGACGGAGGCUUCCACUUCGAUCUCUCCGACGGUGAGCACACUUCCCCUGGACACUUCUUCUACGUGGUGGCCCAGAAGCAGCUGCUCCUCACCCUGGAGGGCAGCCGGACGCUGACUGUCUGCCCAGGGUCUAUCCAGCCGCUUAGCAGCCACAGCCUAAGUGCCAGCUCCAGCGAAGGCACGGACCCCCGCCACCUGCUCUACCAUGUGGUGCGGGGCCCCCAGCUGGGCCGGCUGUUCCAUGCCCAGCAGGAGAGCACUGGGGAGACCCUGGUGAACUUCACCCAGGCUGAGGUGACUGCUGGGAAUGUUCUGUAUGAGCACGAGAUGCCCCCCGAGCCCUUCUGGGAGGCCCACGACACUCUGGAGCUCCUUCUGUCCUCACCCCCUGCCCCUGAUGUGGCUGCCACCCUCACUGUGACCGUGUCCUUUGACACUGCCUGUCCCCAGCGCCCCAGCCGCCUCUGGAGGAACAAAGGUCUUUGGGUCCCUGAGGGCCAGCGGGCCCAGAUCACCGUGACUGCCCUCGAUGCCUCCAACCUCCUGGCCAGCAUUCCGUCGCCCCAGCGCCCCAAGCACGAUGUGCUCUUCCAGGUCACGCAGUUCCCCACCCGAGGCCAGCUGCUCGUGUCCGAGGAGCCCCUCCACGCCAGGCGGCCCCACUUCCUACAAUCUGAGCUGGCCGCGGGGCAGCUGGUGUACUCCCAUGGCGGAGGGGGCCUCCAGCAGGAUGGCUUCCGCUUCCGCGCCCACCUCCAGGGGCCGACGGAGGCCUUUGUGGUGGGGCCCCAAACCUCAGAGGCCUUUGUCAUCACAGUGCGGGAUGUGAAUGAGCGGCCACCUCAGCCCCAGGUCUCAGUCCCGCUCCAGCUUACCCAGGGCUCCCGGGCCCCCAUCUCCCGGGCCCAGCUGAGUGUAGUGGAUCCAGACUCAGCCCCUGGGGAGAUCGAGUACAAGGUACAGCGGGCACCCCACAAUGGCUUUCUGAGCCUGGUGGGGGGCAGCCCAGGACCUGUGACCCACUUCACCCAGGCCGACGUGGAUGCAGGGAGGCUGGCCUUCACGGCCAAUGGGAGCAGCAUGGCAGGUACUUUCCAGCUGAGUGUGUCUGAUGGGGCCAGCCCACCCUUGCACAUGUCCCUGGCCGUGGACAUCUUGCCAUCUGCCAUUGAGGUACAGCUGCGGGCUCCCCUUGAGGUGCCCCAAGCCUUAGGCCGUGCCUCGCUGAGCCGGCAGCAGCUCCAGGUGGUUUCCGAUCGGGAGGAGCCAGAUGCAGCAUACCACCUUACCCAGGGUCCCCAGUAUGGACAUGUCUUGGUGGAUGGGAAGCCCGCCUCAGCUUUCAGCCAGCUCCAGAUAGACCAAGGGCAGGUGGUCUUUGCUUUCACCAACUUUUCCUCUGCUCAUGACUACUUCAGUGUCCUGGCACUGGCCCGGGGUGCCAAUGCGUCAGCCACAGUGAACGUCACUGUGAGGGCUCUGCUGCAUGUCUGGGCAGGUGGGCCGUGGCCCCAGGGUGCCACCCUGCGCUUGGACCCUGCCGUCCUAGAUGCAGGUGAGCUGGCCAACCUCACGGGCAGUGUGCCCCGCUUCCGCCUCCUGGCAGGCCCCCAACACAGCCGUGUGGUCCGUGUGCCCCAGGCCAGGACGGAGCCCAGGGAUGGCCAGCUUGUGGAGCAGUUCACCCAGCAAGACCUUGAGGAUGGGAGGCUGGGUCUGGAAGUGGGCAGGCCAGAGGGUCGGCCCCCUGGCCCCGCCGGCGACAGCCUCACUCUGGAGCUGUGGGCACAGGGGGUCCCGCCCGCUGUGGCUUCCUUGGACUUUGCCACUGAGCCUUACAAUGCAGCCAGGCCCUACAGCGUGGCCCUGCUCAGUCUCCCUGAGGCUGCUCGAACAGAAGCAGGGAAGCCAGAGAACGGCACACCCACAAGUGAGCCAGGCCCAGCAGCAUCCAGCCCCAUGCCCACCGUGGCCAAGGGAGGCUUCCUGGGCUUCCUCGAGGCCAACAUGUUCAGCGUCAUCAUUCCCGCGUGCCUGGUCCUCCUGCUCCUGGCUCUCAUUUUGCCACUGCUCUUCUACCUCCGCAAACGCAACAAGACAGGCAAGCACAACGUCCAGAUCCUGACCGCCAAGCCCCGCAACGGCCUAGCCGGGGACACUGAGACCUUCCGCAAGGUGGAGCCAGGCCAGGCCAUCCCGCUGACGGCAGUGCCUGGCCAGGGGCCCCCACUGGGCAGCCAACCUGACCCAGAGCUGCUGCAGUUCUGCCGGACACCCAACCCUGCCCUCAAAAAUGGCCAGUACUGGGUAUGAGGCCUGACCUGGGCCCAGAUGCUGACCAGGCCAGGACAGGCUUGCCUGGGCCCCGGGUCCCCCUGCUCCCAGACCCAGGGAGAAAGAGAUCUGGAGACAUUGGGGGUGGAGGGUGCCUGAACAUAGUCCCAGGGGUCCGGGAUGGAGUGGAGUCAAGAGUUGGAGUCUCCCCCAGCUCCCUCCACGUCUAGAGAACUGCAAAGGGCUGAGGCAGCAGGCAGGCUCGAGGUCAGGCCCCCCUGCCCUGGAGCCAGUUUGGGCUGCCAAAACCAGGGUACCUCCUACAUGGCUCAGGGCCUUGGGUAAGACACAUCCAGGCUGCCAAGAUGGCAAGGAGAAAGUGCCCUAGGGAGGGAAGGGAUAGAUUUGAGGACUCCUGGCUUUUCCACCCCAACCCAGGCCUCCCCUUGUCUCUGCCCCAGGGUUGAGGGAAAACUCGUUCCCCCUGAUUUUUUAGGGAGAAGGGAGUCCCUGGAGCAGAGGGCAGGAGGAGAGAGCUCGUUAGCUCUCUAGAAGGCAUUAGUCAGUAGAAUAAUAUAUUCAGGGUGGGGUGGGUUGCUCUGGGGAUGGGUUUAUUUAAGGGAGAUUGCAAAGAAGCUAUUUAAUAUGGUGCUGAGCGAGCCAGGACUGAUGGAGCCCCUGGGGGUGGGAUGAUAGAGGGUCUGAGGCCAGUCCCUCCCCAGGGCCCCACCUUGAUGGACUGAGGCAUAGGCACCCUCAGCCAGGAGCCUCAGAGUGGGCUGGGCUGGGGCAUGUGCAAGGUCUCCAGCCAAGGGCCCACAAUGCCUGUGCUCCCUGGAGGCUGUGGGAGCGGGCAAUCAGGGACACUCGGCUCCACAGGGCCUGGAUAAACGGUGCUUUGGGCUCUG